AUGUCAACUCCUCACUAUCCCCUCCAUCUUUACUGUCGAGAAUGCGGAAUUCUCUUCGAAGAUGAUUACACCUUCAACGUUCACUGCUGCGUGACCCACUCUGGAAUCACUCCACUUCCACCAGUCAUCUCACAAGAUGAGUUCAAUAAACUCCCAUUCUGGACGACUUCCCGUCAAGCCCAGACUUGUCCUGUAUGCCUAGUGCAUUAUAGGUCAAUGGCAGAGCUUGUUGCUCACAUUCGUCUUCAUCACCCAACAAGAAACCCGCUAUAUCCGCGCACUCAUCAAACUAGCCCAGAAGUUCUCGAGUUCUGGGCCCACUCCGUGACCCGCAAUUUUGGAUACGAAGCAGGAGAAGAGAUGUUGCGCGGGGAAAAACAUCUACAAUGUCCACGGUGCCCAAAAACCCACGAAAGCAAGUUCAAAACGAUAGAGGCUUGCUUGGAGCAUAUGGCAGGUCGACACUACCAUAAUGUAUGGGAAGCAUCGAGCUCAGUAGUCUACCGCAACUGGUCGCGCUACGUCCAGUUGGUUGCUCCAGGAGAAAUGGAACGACUCGAAAUGAAAAUCUUCACAACUCCCAAAGUUUUGGGACAGUCGAGAAACCCCAUCAAUGCUCCGGGGACCACUCCUCACAGAAGAAGGAUGAACAUCAAUACACUCUUUUCAAUCGAGUCGAUCCCACUUCCACCACCACCACCGCCACCACAAGAAGUACCACUGGAGCAGUUGUCACCACUCUUCAAUCAGCAAGUUAUGGCAGAACUUCACCAGGAGCAGCUGAUGGCUCGUCAAAUUGCUGAAGAAGAUUGGCCAAUGUUUUAA
This is a messenger RNA of Caenorhabditis remanei, 825 nucleotides long. RefSeq lists its product as uncharacterized. Bases 1 to 825 code for a protein of 274 amino acids. The transcript has 2 exons. The record is from RefSeq and is a predicted model, not a curated record. Lineage: Eukaryota; Metazoa; Nematoda; Chromadorea; Rhabditida; Rhabditidae.